This is a messenger RNA of Dentiscutata erythropus, 336 nucleotides long. The record is from the annotation of a GenBank genome assembly. NCBI's taxonomy places the organism in Eukaryota, Fungi, Glomeromycota, Glomeromycetes, Diversisporales, Gigasporaceae.
AUGACACAGCAACAACGCCAAGCAUGUGAAAGAGAUAAACAACAAAAUGAACCAAGUCAAAAAGCUAUAGCUCAACAACAACAACGAGCAUGUGAAAGAGAUGAACAACAAAAUGAACCAAAAGAACAAUUAAAUGAAAAUAACCAAAGAUCUAUAGCUCAACAACAACAACAUAUACAUAAGCAAGAAACUCAAGAAACAGUGCCAAAUUCAAGAUCUAUUGCUCAACAAGCAAGAAGAAAUCGUGAAAAAAGUGAAUAUGAAAGAACAAAAAAUAUCUCAAAUAUACCAAACAAAAGAUCUAUUGCUCAACAAGCAAGAAGAAAGCAAGAACAA